AAGAAAGUUCUGUAAGAUGGAGCAAAGGGCCCUAGGGAGAGUGGAGAUUUUCAUAAGCUGUAUCAGGCUUUGAGACAAUUUUGGUUUUAUUUCUCUGAUGCUAUUCAGUGGAACCAUCACAAGAUCCCAGUUUCCUGUGCAUUCCUGUGGGCACUAUGUAAAGGGAGUCGACGAGUUGAAGAUGAAGCCCAGAGCAGAGUGCUGUUCUCCCAAGUUCUGGUUGGUGUUGGCCGUCCUGGCAGUAUCGGGCAGCAGGGCUCGUUCUCAGAAGAGCCCCCCCAGCAUUGGUAUCGCUGUUAUUCUUGUGGGCACUUCAGACGAGGUGGCCAUAAAAGACGCCCACGAGAAAGAUGACUUCCACCAUCUCUCAGUAGUGCCCCGGGUGGAGCUGGUAGCCAUGAAUGAAACCGACCCAAAGAGCAUCAUCACCCGUAUCUGUGAUCUCAUGUCUGACCGGAAGAUCCAGGGGGUGGUGUUUGCUGAUGACACAGAUCAGGAAGCCAUCGCCCAGAUCCUCGAUUUCAUUUCCGCUCAGACUCUCACCCCUAUCCUGGGCAUCCACGGGGGCUCAUCUAUGAUAAUGGCUGACAAGGAUGAAUCCUCCAUGUUUUUCCAGUUUGGCCCGUCAAUCGAACAGCAGGCUUCCGUGAUGCUCAACAUCAUGGAAGAAUACGACUGGUACAUCUUUUCUAUUGUCACCACCUAUUUCCCUGGCUACCAGGACUUUGUGAACAAGAUCCGCAGCACCAUCGAGAACAGCUUCGUGGGCUGGGAGCUGGAGGAAGUCCUCUUACUAGACAUGUCUCUAGAUGAUGGUGAUUCUAAGAUCCAGAACCAGCUCAAGAAACUUCAAAGCCCCAUCAUUCUUCUUUACUGUACCAAGGAAGAAGCCACCUACAUCUUUGAAGUAGCGAACUCAGUUGGACUGACUGGCUAUGGCUACACAUGGAUUGUGCCUAGUCUGGUGGCAGGGGAUACAGACACGGUGCCCUCAGAGUUUCCCACGGGCCUUAUCUCUGUGUCAUACGAUGAAUGGGACUAUGGCCUUCCUGCCAGAGUGAGAGAUGGGAUUGCCAUCAUCACCACUGCUGCCUCCGACAUGCUGUCUGAACAUAGCUUCAUCCCCGAGCCCAAGAGCAGUUGUUACAACACCCACGAGAAGAGAAUCUACCAGUCUAACAUGCUGAAUAGGUAUCUGAUCAAUGUCACUUUUGAGGGGAGAAACUUGUCCUUCAGUGAAGAUGGCUACCAGAUGCACCCCAAGCUGGUGAUAAUCCUGCUGAACAAGGAGAGGAAGUGGGAGAGGGUGGGGAAGUGGAAAGACAAGUCCCUGCAGAUGAAAUACUACGUGUGGCCCCGAAUGUGUCCCGAGACUGAAGAACAGGAGGAUGACCACCUGAGCAUUGUGACCCUGGAGGAGGCGCCAUUUGUCAUUGUGGAAAGUGUAGAUCCUCUGAGUGGAACCUGCAUGAGGAACACAGUCCCCUGUCAGAAGCGCAUAAUCUCUGAAAAUAAAACAGAUGAGGAGCCAGGCUACAUCAAAAAAUGCUGCAAAGGGUUCUGUAUUGACAUCCUGAAGAAAAUUUCAAAGUCUGUGAAGUUCACCUAUGACCUUUACCUGGUGACCAAUGGAAAACAUGGGAAGAAAAUCAAUGGGACCUGGAACGGCAUGAUUGGAGAGGUUGUCAUGAAGAGGGCCUACAUGGCAGUGGGAUCACUCACUAUCAAUGAAGAACGAUCAGAGGUGGUUGACUUCUCUGUGCCCUUCAUAGAGACCGGCAUCAGUGUCAUGGUGUCACGCAGCAAUGGGACAGUCUCACCUUCUGCCUUCUUAGAGCCAUUCAGUGCUGACGUGUGGGUGAUGAUGUUCGUAAUGCUGCUCAUCGUCUCUGCUGUGGCUGUCUUUGUCUUUGAAUACUUCAGCCCUGUGGGUUACAACAGGUGCCUCGCUGAUGGCAGAGAACCAGGAGGUCCAUCUUUCACCAUCGGCAAAGCGAUUUGGUUGCUCUGGGGUCUGGUGUUCAAUAACUCCGUACCUGUGCAAAACCCAAAGGGAACCACAUCCAAGAUCAUGGUGUCAGUGUGGGCCUUCUUUGCUGUCAUUUUCCUGGCCAGCUACACUGCCAACUUAGCGGCCUUCAUGAUCCAGGAAGAAUAUGUGGACCAGGUUUCUGGCCUGAGUGACAAGAAGUUCCAGAGACCUAAUGACUUCUCACCCCCUUUCCGCUUUGGGACUGUGCCCAAUGGCAGCACAGAGAGGAAUAUUCGUAAUAACUAUGCAGAAAUGCAUGCCUACAUGGGAAAGUUCAACCAAAGGGGUGUAGAUGAUGCAUUGCUCUCCCUAAAAACGGGGAAACUCGAUGCCUUCAUCUACGAUGCAGCAGUACUCAACUACAUGGCUGGGAGAGAUGAAGGUUGUAAGCUGGUGACCAUUGGCAGUGGCAAGGUCUUCGCGUCUACUGGCUAUGGCAUUGCCAUCCAGAAAGACUCCGGGUGGAAGCGCCAGGUGGACCUUGCUAUCCUGCAGCUGUUUGGAGAUGGGGAGAUGGAAGAACUAGAAGCUCUCUGGCUCACUGGCAUUUGUCACAAUGAGAAGAAUGAGGUCAUGAGCAGCCAGCUGGACAUUGACAAUAUGGCAGGCGUCUUCUACAUGUUGGGGGCAGCCAUGGCUCUCAGCCUUAUUACCUUCAUCUGUGAACACCUUUUCUAUUGGCAGUUCCGGCAUUGUUUCAUGGGUGUCUGUUCUGGCAAGCCAGGCAUGGUCUUCUCCAUCAGCAGAGGUAUCUACAGCUGCAUCCAUGGAGUCGCUAUUGAGGAACGUCAGUCCGUGAUGAAUUCGCCAACCGCCACCAUGAAUAACACACACUCCAACAUCCUGCGCCUCCUCCGCACUGCGAAGAAUAUGGCCAACUUAUCAGGCGUGAACGGCUCACCUCAGAGUGCCCUGGACUUCAUCCGCAGGGAGUCAUCUGUCUAUGACAUCUCUGAGCACCGCCGCAGCUUCACGCAUUCAGACUGCAAAUCCUACAACAACCCACCCUGCGAGGAAAACCUGUUCAGUGACUACAUCAGCGAGGUGGAGAGAACGUUUGGCAACCUGCAGUUGAAGGACAGCAACGUGUACCAAGAUCACUAUCACCAUCACCACCGGCCCCACAGCAUCGGCAGCACCAGCUCCAUCGAUGGGCUCUACGACUGUGACAACCCCCCUUUCACCACCCAGCCGAGGUCAAUCAGCAAGAAACCGCUGGACAUCGGCCUGCCCUCCUCCAAACACAGCCAGCUCAGUGACCUGUAUGGCAAGUUCUCCUUCAAGAGUGACCGCUACAGUGGUCAUGACGACUUGAUUCGCUCUGAUGUCUCAGACAUCUCCACGCACACGGUGACCUAUGGAAACAUCGAGGGCAAUGCCGCCAAGAGGAGGAAACAGCAAUACAAGGACAGCCUGAAGAAGCGGCCAGCUUCAGCCAAGUCCCGCAGGGAGUUUGAUGAGAUCGAACUGGCCUACCGGCGCCGACCACCCCGCUCCCCGGACCACAAGCGCUACUUCAGGGAUAAGGAAGGGCUCCGGGACUUCUACCUGGACCAGUUCCGAACAAAGGAGAACUCUCCCCACUGGGAGCAUGUGGACCUGACCGACAUCUACAAGGAGCGCAGCGAUGACUUUAAGCGAGACUCGGUCAGUGGCGGUGGGCCCUGUACCAACAGGUCUCACCUCAAACAUGGGACAGGCGACAAACAUGCUGUGGUAGGCGGGGUGCCGGCCCCUUGGGAGAAGAACCUGACCAAUGUGGAGUGGGAGGACCGGUCCGGUGGCAACUUCUGCCGCAGCUGCCCCUCCAAGCUGCACAACUACCCCUCCACCGUGGCAGGUCAGAACUCGGGCCGCCAGGCCUGCAUCAGGUGUGAAGCUUGCAAGAAGGCGGGCAACCUGUAUGACAUCAGUGAGGACAACUCCCUGCAGGAACUGGACCAGCCGGCUGCCCCCGUGGCUGCGACAUCCAAUGCCUCCACCACCAAGUACCCUCAGAGCCCAACUAAUUCCAAGGCCCAGAAGAGGAACCGGAACAGACUGCGCCGGCAACACUCCUAUGACACCUUCGUGGACCUGCAGAAGGAGGAGGCCGCCUUGGCCCCGCGCAGCGUGAGCCUGAAAGACAAGGGCCGAUUCCUGGAUGGUAGCCCCUACGCCCACAUGUUUGAGAUGCCAGCUGGUGAGAGCACCUUUGCCAACAACAAGCCCUCAGUGCCCACUGCCGGACACCAUCACCACAACAACCCCGGCAGCGGCUACAUGCUCAGCAAGUCGCUCUACCCUGACCGGGUCACGCAAAACCCUUUCAUCCCCACUUUUGGGGACGACCAGUGCUUGCUCCACGGCAGCAAAUCCUACUUCUUCAGGCAGCCCACAGUGGCAGGGGCGUCGAAAGCCAGGCCGGACUUCCGGGCCCUUGUCACCAACAAGCCAGUGGUGUCGGCCCUUCAUGGGGCUGUGCCAGGCCGUUUCCAGAAGGACAUCUGUAUAGGGAACCAGUCCAACCCCUGUGUGCCUAACAACAAAAACCCCAGGGCUUUCAAUGGCUCCAGCAAUGGGCAUGUUUAUGAGAAACUUUCUAGUAUUGAGUCUGAUGUCUGAGUGAGGGAAGAGAGAGGUUAAGGUGGGUAUGGGAGGGGUAGGGGCUGUGGGUCGAGUGGUGCGCAUGUCAUGGAGGGGGUUGGGGGUGAAUGUGUUUCCCAUUUGCUUCUUUCUUGUUCUUUUCAUUUCUUUAUGGGAUCCUGGCGGUCUGGUUCCUACUGAAGCCAACCCUGUGGCCAGCACUCUCUCCCCUCCCAUCUGUCCAACAUCCCUGUUCCCAUGAGAGGAUAGAAUGGGCCUCUCAGCAUGGGAAGAUGGAGAGAAGACAGGAAAUGCUUCCUAUAUGCUUCUUCCUUGCACAGAAGGGCUCUUUGCCACCCCCCACCCCCUUUGACUGAGGCUUAGACAAUCUAAGGGAGGCCACUGUGAGCACAGAAGUAGCUUUUUCAAAACUACUCUCGAAGGAAGGAAGCUGAGGCAUCGAAAUAAGACCAUUUAGCAUACUGCUCCUAGAAGAGGAUUCUGCUACUUUGCUACAUGACCGACAUCUACCUAGGAGUCAGGUGCCAAGCAAAGGGUAGGAAGCCAUUGUGUGCUUAUAUAUAAGCCAAAAAUUGUUUGCUUCUGCUCCUUAAGACUCAUUAACCAAAGGGAAAGGUCACUGGUGGAUGAGGGAUUCCUGAACUGGAAAGUUCAGUGCAAUGGUGCCCCAUGGUGCAUUGGAGGCAAGAGUAAUGGGAGCGAGCGGGUGUCCACGUACAGCUGCACCCACAUGUAGUUGGGUGCCUCUCAACACAGAGAAGGCAACUUUGACUUGUUUCUUCCACAUACUUAAGCAAUGUGCUUUUUUGGCUUAUAUAUAAACAAAGAUAGUCACAAAUCACCUGGAUUUUGAGUAUCUUGCCCUUUUACCCUUCCUGGAUGAAAAGGAUGGAAGUUAUUGACAAAGAAGAGUGUGUAUUAUAGAAAGUGAAAGGGACCUAGGUAAUUCUACAAAGCACGGUAGGAAGGUAUCUUUCUAGGGAUUGUAACUUCAAGAAGCUUGAACCAAGAACUUUCCAGGAAGGCUGAAGGGAAAUACGAGAGCCAUUAUUCUUUUAUCCACACCAGAGAGCAAAAGAUUCUAGAAACUCUUUUGAGUUUUUAGCCCCUUGACUGGCUGAGGUUUGGGGGAGGAAGUCAGUAAGCUGUUGAAGAAGAUGGGAUCUUUUGUGCUAGGGUAAGUGAGAGAGGGGGAUGUUUUCAAUGCUUUGAUCCCUUCUCACUGAACCUGGAGCUAGAAGAGCAGGAAAAUUCCCCCAGAACUGAUGACAAGCAACAGGCAGGGAAGAGAAAAGAGCUUGUCCCCCAGGAUAGAGCUCUGGAGGUCUAGAGAUUUGGAGGUGGGAGCCUGGCUCCCUGGGAAUGUGGUUGAACCAGUGUGAACACUCAAGGUAGACAUGCUUUCACCUUUCUGCAACACUCCUGUUCCCCCUCAGAUUGUACCACUCAAAAGUAAAUAUAUGUAUGUAUGUGUGUGUGUGUAUGAGUGUAUAAAACUCCAGGGAUGGGGUGCUGGCAGGUGUGAUGCCUCCUCACUUAAAGUUGUAAAAUUAAGAAGGGAAAUGAGUUGUCACUGCCCGUCCUAAAACUUGGGGUAGGGGUGUUCUCUGGGUCAGUUUCACUGUCCUGCCCUCCCCUCAUGCAGGGUGGUAUCCAAAGAGCCCGGGUCUGUUUGGAAGCUUGACCACAGGAUCGCCUUGUUGCACACAGGACACAUAAACCAGAAAGGUGCUUAUCCUCCUCUGGAACGAAGCUGCCAUGUCUCUUCACGUCACACCCUCCAGGGCUGCUCUUUGCCUUCCUGGUCGCCCUGCCUCACGGCCUUUCCUCAUCCCCCAUCCUUGACUGCUGUCCCCCACCCUCCUCCUUGAUUUUUACCUCAGUAUCUUUCAUUUUAAAGCCAACCGAAGGCCUUGUUUUCUUUCUAAAAUGAACGUGGGGGCAAGGGGCUGAACCUCUCACAGAUCUGGAGAGAGGAGCACGGAGUGCUUUACCUUAGAUUCCAGGAAAGACUUUGAGAGAGGACAGAGGGCGUGAGGCAUCUCCCGGAGGAAGAAGGGCCAUAGAAACAUUGCUUCACCCUGGCUCUGUCCAAGGGCCAGGGACUCAUCCCUCACUCUUCCUCUUACCUCACCCCUUUAAAAUAAAAUUUAAAAAAAAAAAAAAAAACCAAACCAACUAACCUAGCGAACAGCAAUCUAGAACACAGGGGGCUCUGUUGGUCUUCAUGGGCCACAGAAAACAAGAUGGUGUUUAUUUCAUAUGUAAAUAUUUUGUUUUCUAAAUUUUGUAUAGAUAAAGUGUUCUCUUGUGAGUAUUCAGGGUGUUGAGCUGGAGGGAGUGGGGUGGGGAUGGGAAUGAGGGUGGGGAAGUGUUUUGUUAUGGGUUUUCAUUUUCUGUUGGGAGGAACUGUUUGGUAUGGCCUUGGCUAUAGAGUGUCUGGAAAAAGGGAACAGGAACAAAAGCCACAAUGAUGAACAAGCUGGGAAAAUCAUUUGUGUCCAUGCUCUGCCUCUAAAACCAGUAUUCCUGCUGGUCUGUGAGAAGUUCUUAUGCACUUUGGUCUGGGUUUUACUGGGUCCAUAUCAGCCCUAGGCAAACCUUGUUCUGACUCUUAGCUUCUAGGGAGACCAUAAGGUAUCAGCACUGUCGAAGAUGAACUGGUGACACCAGAUUUUCCCCUGUUGCUUGCACACGUUCCCCAAAGGGCUUGAAGAAAAGAAUUGAGGUCCAAUUCCCCUCCCAUUCUUGGCAUGACUGGGAGGUUGCAGGAUACUAGAGCCUGGGGAACCUCCCAGCAGCAUUUUCUGAUGUUUAACAAUCAUCUGACCACUUACCCUUUCCUUUCUAGUACCUAGGCCCUGGCCCGUGCCUCCAGCCCACCUGUAGAAAUUAUCACUGCAGGCACACCCAGGAAAUGUACACUAACUUGACUUUUUGAAGUAUUUGGUAUCAGGCUCCAGAGGGUAACAACGAUAACAAGGGUCAUACAAAAGAUCACCAGAUCUCAAAACUCAUCGGCUAUCAAGGUAGCCAAAGGUGGGAAAGUAGGUAUGUGAGGGACAGUACCAAUGGUGGUUUUUAUAUUGCCUUGUUUGUGUUACUGCCAUCGGGAAGGUGCUAUUUUGUUCAUUAGGUGUCCCUAACCUGGUCUUGGGUUAACCAAAUAGGAUCUCACUCGACAGUUGGCUUUGUGGAAGGUGGCAGCUUCUCUCUCUCUGGGUGAAAAUUCCAAAUUGACAUACUCAACAUAGUGUAUUUUCUCCCCUACCCUCCUGUCAUUAGAAGCUGUCAUCAGGAUUAUUUUAUUAUCUUUGACCCCUUAUUUGGUCCCGGUUGAUCACCUUUUUCAAACUGGAUGUUAGAAUUUGGGACCAAGUAAGGAGAUGGGCCAUGGAAACAUUCCUUCAUCCUGGCUCCAUCCAAGGGCCUGCUCAAGAAAGACUAAGGAUAGGAAGGCUGCCAGGUUCUAGAUGUGACUGAAUUCCAGAAAAACAAGGCAGUCUGAUGCAUAAGAAUUCCACAGCCAUUCUUCUGUCCCUAGCACAGAUCAGUAUGGAGCAAAACCCAGUCUAUCCAAAACUGUGAGAUUCUGCAGAGCCCUCAGGAGCACCUCGUGUCCCAGAGUGUUCUUCAGAACCCAUGCUUUCUUGCAUGUGCCCUCUCUCCUCCACCACGGAGGUGGGUUGUGCUCCAUAUCUCCCGCUGUGGAAGUGGGUUGGUGGGUGUGGCCCUGUAUCACUCCUUUCAGUGGCAGUGCCGACACCUCAGCAUGUCCAGUGACCUCAACAAUCUGACCCUUGAAUAUGCCUGAGUAAAAAUGUGCACACCCUUCAGGAGUGCUGCAUGUGCAGUGGACCUUGUUAUUUCAAAGUCGUCAGUGUGUAUCCUCAGCCGGAACUUGGGGAACAUCCUUCAUUGUAUUUCCCCUGUACUGGCCACAGCCAUUUUGUGAUUGGGGGAGGAAAAAAAAUCCCAAAUGAUCCCAUUAAAUGUUGGUGGUGUCAGUCAGUAGUGCCCAAACAAACGCAUGUGUAACUUGAUAAAAUAGUUGUCUAUACAGUGAAGUAUCACCUGCCCAGUCUUCCAUGGCCAUCAGGAACAGCCCCAGGGAGAAUUUUCUGCAGAGUGCUGGUCACCUGCACAUUUCAUUUAAGAACUAGGGUUUCUUUGAUUUUGUUUUUAUUUAGUUUUUAGUUACUUCAAGAUUUAGGGACAGACUAACUGGAAUGUUUGGGCAAUAGCCUUUAGAAGAGCUAUUCCUGAACUCAACUUUGUUUUUUGUUUUUUUUUAAAUCACCAUCUGUCUCUUUCAAAGGCCCUGUCAUUGCUUGGCACCCUGUGUCUGUUUUGGUGGGCUAGGAAUGAUUCAGUUGUGUGCGUAAAUGAUGUAACAGCAGUGUUUGUGAUGAAUGUGUUUGUGUUUCUGGGCAUUGUGGCCAUACUGUAUGUGUUCUCUGAGCCCAAAGCCAUAUAGGAACUAUGUGCUCCAGGGGCUGCUAAAACACUCUGGUAUCGCCUUGGCUUUGUCACCUUGGUGUCAGAGACUCUUCUCCCUAUCUAAGGAACACUUACCUACAGGAGGUCAGUCACAUUGGAGUGGCUCUAGCCUUACCAAUGGUAAAUCAUACAUGGUGUGCUUUCAAGAUCCUGAAAGAGCCUUCCAACUGCUGGCUUCCCAGGCAGAUUUACUGCAUUAGCAACAAGCUAUUCAUCUGCUGUUCAAAUGAGAGCCUUCCUGGGAAAAGUGACAUACUAAGCCAUAUUAGGGAUUUGUACAUUUAAACACCUAAUCUACAUUAGGAUUCUCAUUCCUUUUCCUGGGAGGAGGCUAUGAUACAGGAGAGAGAGAAAUCAGAGAACAUUGAGAGUAACAGAGCUGAGAGCAAGGAUAAAGGUUCCAGAAAAGUCAUUUAAAUCAUGUUUCAUCUCCACUUAAGGCCCUUGAGAUCCUGGAUUAGGAGUUUUAUUUAGGAAUCUGUUUCAGUACACAGUCACCUAUGUAGUUUGUAGAUUGCUGAAUUCAACGUAUAGGGCAGGUAAGAAUUGGGACCCUAGAAAGUAGACGCCUAAUGCAAGAUACCGAGGAGAUAGCUGAAAAGAUCAAAUUGAAUUCAUAUUUAGUAUAGUAAUCUAGUACUAUGUUAAAAUACUAUGGUAUUAUCUGUUCUCUGUUCCAGUUCAAUUAAUCUUCCAAUUAACCAACUUGUCCUACACCCUAUGCUUUUCCAGCUUUCCCACCCCAUUCUCUCUAUUAAGGAGCCAGUGGUCCUCAGGUGCUAUUUAACCUGUGGGGCAAUUCAUUUGUAGGCCUAUGAGAUGACUGGGUCAAUGUUAAAAUGGAGAUUUGACAUUCUGAGAACUUCCAAUAUUGAUCUAGGUCUAGGAGUCCAUCUUGUUUAGGGCUUAGCCAUAUAUAAGGCCCCAGGUUGAAUUAAUUCAUCCUACCCCCAUGCCAUUCUAACUGUAUUAACUCAGUCACACAGAGUCCCUAUGAGUUCUGGAACUUGGAAUAUGUGACCUAUCUAUUCCCACAACAAAGCCCCAAUCAAAGCAUGAAAGUCAUUGCUGUGUCCAUGCCCAGGAAAGAUUGAAAUUCAGGUUUUCUAUGUACUGAACUGAGGGGAAAGAUUUCUGCUCAGAGAGUAUGGGGCUAGCACAGCCAUACUGGAUACUGAUGUCAGAACUAAUCACUGUGAGCUGCCGGUGCUGUCCCAUGUUUUGCAUUUGUUGGUGUGACGGGGGAUGGUGGCACCGAUGAGAACUGAAAGUGGAAAGUAGAGUGAAUGAUGGGAUUCUUCAUAGCCUUGGCAUGCUGGUGUGUGGGAUCAGUUGGGGCAAAUGUGAGUGAAAUGGAACUCAGUGCAGGGAUCAUAGUUCCAAGGGAGAAGCACAACUCUGAGCUCAUUGCAAAGCUGUUAUUUUAAAGAUUUAGUUUCAACCUGAACUCUAUGUGUUUGAAAUUAAGUUUGGGGUUUGGGGGUGGUACCAAAAUAAAAUAAUAUAAAGCUCAACAUAAAUAUGUGAGUUCAAUUAAACCAAGAUCUGUUGAGCACUUUUACUAUGUUCCUGGGUUAGUGCUGGGAUGAUUUUAAAUGGAGUAUUGUUAUAUUCACAUAGAAUAUAUGAAUGCAUAAGUAUAGAAUAUUUAAACAUAUGUAUUAUGUAUAUAUAAAUAGGUGUGCAUAAAUUUCUGUGAUUGCACAUGCAGGUUUGAUAUUUUUUGGUUUCAUGGUAUGACUCAAAGAUAUUCAUUAUGUUAUUUUUAAAAACACUACAGUGAUUCAACUCUCCACAGCAGAGCCAGCCCUGGCCCAUUUCCUUGGAAAUUAUUAUACAUUCCAGAGCUAAAACUCAGCAGUUCCCUCUGUGGUCACAACCUUGCAUUGUCUACAUCUUAUCUACCUUCCUUUAAGCCUCAUCUGUUGUUCUGGUCUUUAAACCCAUCUGGCUAUGUUUACCUCCAUCUUUGGUCAUAGGAACCCAUGAGUGACCUUGUGUUCACCUUUGUCACAAUACUCUUACCAGAACUCUAAUUUCUCCCCCUUCCACACACACAUACUUUGCUCAUUUAAUGUUAUAUUCCAACCUCUCAAUAUCCACUGAAUCCAAGAAAAGGUCGUAAACCUGUAUUGAAGAGGACAAAAUUAAUCCACAUAAUCUUACCUGAAUCCUACCCGGCUUGGACAGCUUUAAAAACAUUUUUUCCUAUGUUGAUUCUUUGUCACAGUCUUUAAGUGGUUGUUACAUUUUUCUUUUCCUUUCAUGUUCAGCUUCUUUUUUUCAAUAAGCAUUUUCCUCAAUUCUGGAAGCAAGAAGAGACACCAAAUUAUUGCCUUUUGGUAUAAUCUUCCCCCCCAACCCCUCCCCCCUUUGAGUGUCUCCUGUCCUUCACUCAUAUUUGCUUAACCUCUCAAUCUAAUGCUCUUUUCCCUGUGCUUUCAAUGCCUCUUUAAGGUCUUCUGAGGCACACACCAGCUGAUAUCACUUCUCUCCAUUCCAUCUUUACUCCCUUCCACACACCUGACUGCACUUAUCUCAAAAACAAAAUCCUGCAACAUCUGGAAAACCAAAUCUCUCUUCAAUUAGACUCUACAGUUCUAUCUCUGUUCAUCUUUGCACUUUCAAACUUCUCAGAAGGACUGUCUUUCUUCACUUCCUCACCCAGUGCUCAUCGCUUUCUAAAUGAUCUACAACCUGCUAGUCCCCUACAACUACUAUAUACAACUACCAAUGAACUUGUCAAAGCAAAAUCCAAUAGCAUUUUUCUCUUCCCUGAUACUCAGCCUUCUUGACAGCAACCUAAGCAAACUAUAGGGAGCCAGUCAGUGCAUUCUGGUUUGUGUCUUAGCUCUCUGGUCCUCUGUGACCUCACUGUUUCCAGCUUUUGCUCAACAUUGACUGGUAUGGCAUCCUGAGUUUGACCCUCUCCAUAUUAACUCCUCGUGGCCUUUUGGAUUUCUGUAACAUCGGUGGCUCGGCAUGUAUAUGAAUUUCAGGUCUUCACUCCUAGACCCUACUUUCUCCACUUCUAAUGUCCAUAUGACCAAUCACCUCACUUCAUAGUGACUCAAAUAUUCAGGUCUAUUCCUGCAGACCAACACCAUUAGCAAGUCCCCCUUCUGCUCAGUGGUACUGUCGUUCCUUUUUGUCACCAUCCUAAAGCUUUUCCGGAAACUUGUGCCUCGUUGGUGUCCUUGAUUUUGCACAUGUAAUGAUUUGGAAAGCCCGUACAUUCAUACUCUACAGUUUGCCCAUCUCCUCUUUUCAUUCAGACUUUUCCCUCCUAUCUGGAUUAUUUCAGUGCUUUAUAGCUUUGUUCCAAGAGUCUGUAUUUGAAUCUACUCUUAUCAGCAUGCAUUUCCUAAAUAAAACCAGAUCAUGUCAUCCCUAAACACACAGGACAGUCUUCAGUGGGCUUCACUGCAGGAAUAACUUUUUGUCAUUUGCCUUUGUGUGCUCCUUUUCAGAGAUGAGCUAAAUCACAAACUUCUCCCUUAAUGUUGCUGGCUUUCCUCCUUAAACUCAUCUUUCUCCAAAUACUCUCCUCCUGACUCGUGUCCCUGUUUUCUUGCAUAAUACCCAUACUCUCUAUAUAAGCCUUCAAAGACAGUAACAAAUGACUACAACAUCUACUUCCCUUCAUGAUCCAUACACAAAAAUGUUAGGCAUUUUGUGAAUUUUAUCUCCCUGGUGGCAACCAUCACAGACCAUCAUUAUAAUUACUUGGUUAUACACUCCAUCUUCUCUACUAGAUUCGAAGCAGACCAUAUACUUGCUCACCUAUUUCCAAUAGGACCUGAGUAUCUUGUUUGUGAUAGGCCUUAGAGAAUAUUCGAUAUUGUUAUGCAUAAAAUAGAGGAGGACUCAUUUUUAUCCCUGAGAUACUCUGAUCUGAAGGAACACUUGUUGAAUUCUAAGCCCUGUCAUCCCCAUAUUUCUCUGUUCCUGUAAACAUAGUCUCAGUAAUAUACUAACAUCACAAGUAUACAUUUCCAUGUUAAUUGUUUCCAGUGGGAAUUUAGAUUUUUCUAAGUCAUGCUUCAUUCUGUGAAGUUCUUCUGUGACAGUUUUGUGAUUAGAGUGUCUUUUAAUGCUGCAUGUUUCAGAGAUAUCGAUCAAAUGUUAGAUAUCAGGAGCGCUCAGAUACUGUGAAUGGAGCUGGGAUCUAAACACAUCAUUGUCCUGAGUCUAACCUGACCUAUGCUGUCUUUGUUCCAAUAGUUAAACUGGUUUGGUUUUAAACACUUUUAGUAUCAGAAGGGCCUUAUUACAAGUCAGACUCACUAAUUAUAGAGCUUGUGGACCUCAAGUGGUGGUCCAAUGAGAACAAUGGGUUUUGCCAUGUGCUGGUACUUGUACUAUCAUAUCUGUGCAGGUCAGACCUGUGGUGGGAAGAGCUGUUUGUUCUGCUUAUGAUUUUAGCUUAAUGACCUUUUUUUCAUGAACUCUGGAUUCUCACCCUUUCUGAGUCACUAUGGCAUUAAGAUCAUGAAACAUAUACCUCUGAAAAUAAAUUAGAAUUUUAAGAGUUGGUUCACUGUUUCAAUGACUCUUUUGUCUGUAAAUAUGAAGGACUCAGGUGGACAGGUUGUCACUUCUGGCCCUAUGGCCCUCCUGUUCCCUUGGUUCUAUUUAGCAAUCUGACCUACUCUUUCAAGUUAAUGUCUGUCUCUCUCAAGAACUCUUGAAGCUGGUCCUGCUCUUUCACUUUAUCUGCUCUGGUAACAGAUAAUGUUCUCUUUCCUUCUCUUGGCCACCCUCCUCUAUCAAUCUCAUAAUGUCAUUGGUCAUGAAUUAUUCUCCUUCGGGAGGCAUCUUCUGCCACUGUGUGCUCAUUUAAAGCAUGCUAUAGUGAACCAAACUCAAAUAAGUUACAGGCAGUGACAAGUCUCUUUUUCAAAGAAGCAAGUGAAGUUUAUUCGUCAUUGAGACAGCAGUGGGUAGAGAGAUUAUUAUUGGCAACCUGGGGUAAAACGUGACAAUUUAGGAGCUAUCUAGUGAAAAUUAAAAUGUUAAGUGUACAGGGAUAAGUUCUUUUAGAGUUUUGAUCUUAGAAAUGGGAAUAAUUAACAUUUGAGAGCAAGGUCCAUCUCAUAAUACUAUGCUCCAAAAAUGUUAGCCACCAUGAUUCUAUCCACCUUCUUUGCAGGAGGAGGAGGCUCACAGUGGCUGGGAUCUAUUUGUUUCAAAAGAGGACUCUUUUCUUCUAAAAGAAAAGAAACGUGUCUGCCUAAAACCUCAGUCCUAUUCAGAACAGUCUAUGUGGCUGUCAUUAAUGCAGUUUAAUUGACCAUUUUUUGAAACUAAGGGCUAUUUUAACAUUCCCUUUAGAUAUGAUAUAAAUACCUGCUAUAAGAAAGUAGGCCACUGUUUACCUCUGCCUGGGUUCUGCUUUCAGCACCUUAUCAAUUGGUUUCAUGUAUUCUUCUAAGCCACACAGUUACAUGCAAUUAGAUGAUGGCUUUGCUAUGAGCAUCUUCAUCCUUGUGCAUCUUCCAAAUAUCAAACACACACACACACACACACACACACACACACACAGGUCUUAAGGACUGUCCAAACCAUCAGUAUCAAUCACAUUAUGAUAUAUCAUACUGUGCAUUGAGAACUAGAUGGACAAACAUAUUGUAGUUUAUCCAGUUAGUCCCUUCUCUUCUUUGCUAUAGAUUGCUAUCCCUCAAGGUCUGAAAAAGUACCCAGGUUUUAUGUGAAGGGAAUAUCUUGUCUGUGUUAGAACAACCUGACUAUCUUGCUGACUUCUAUUUUACCUGGUAAAAUCCAUAGUUUUCUCAUAUUCCAUUAAUGGAUCAGUGCUAAGAGGGUGGAGAAGCAGAAUCCAGUCUCCCUGAGAACAGGCAGUCCUGUUGCUUGGAUACACGCAUAACGUGUGUCCAUACCUCUUGGAAGUAUCCUAGGCCAAAGUGCGAGAUCUGUUCUCAAUAGAGAUAGGAAUAGGAAUAUGUACCUUGAGAGAGGCAAUAAUUUUUACUUUCUACCUCUCCAAGGGCCAUGAACAGAGAAAAUAUCAAGGCUUCAAGUAAGAAAGAAAGGAGGAUGGAAGGACAUGCAGGUAGAAAUCAAAUUAAGAAAAACAGAGGAUAGGAAAAAAAAAAACAAAAAACGUUUGAUAUGAAGGCGAUUAGAAGUCACCCAAGACAGCUGUGCUUGCUCUGUACCUUCCAUCUCAUGUACUCUCCCUCCUUUCUUAUUGAUCAUGAGGCGCUCUAUGCCCUGUUAGCUCCGCUAACUCACCCUGAAGCCACAUGCGCACCAUACGUGAACACAUGCACACGCACACAAUUUUUAAAUGAGAAGCUGAGAAAGCAUAGACCUUGACUGUAUACAUGAUAUUUAAUAUUUCAAAACUGGAAUCAGCUAGUCUAUUUCCAUUAGUUGGCCCUCUAUUUUGAUGACCAGGAUACAUAACUAGGCACCUUAGACUCUUGGGCACAUUGAAUGAUCAGGGCAUUCGCUUCAGGUGUGUCUUAGUUACAGGCAUAAGAAGUGGAUCACUAAGCAACUCGAAAAGCCAUCCCAUCAGCAUUCUUGGUUAAAUCCAUGAAAAAAGCAAAAGAAGAUCCCGAAAUGCUACCAGUUUUUAAUUCAACUCUGCCUCAGCCUUGGAGAGGGACAGUUUUGGGGAUCACCGGAAGCCUAUUUGGACCUCUACCAAGUUUGGCCUACUGUACAUUUGAAGAAAACCAAAGUUAUCAAUAGGUGGAUAUGAGAAAUUUACCUUCACCAUUUCUCCAAGUGGCCUCCUUUGAUAUGGAAAUAUAAGUUUUAAUUGUCCAGAUGAAAAAAAGCACAGAAAAACUGGUUAAGACAAAAGUUAUAUUGUAAAUUUUUGCCCAAAUCAACACUUACCUGAAUUUUGAACUCUCAGUCCAGCUCAGUGAGUAAUACUGCUCAAAUGGUCCACCAUACCCUAGGUUUUUAGCAUCUAACAGUGGAGAUCAAUCAAAUCUAAAGAGCUGAUUUAACUAAUUCUUUUCCAUAAAAUGUGUCUUGUCAGAUCUUCACUCCCACGCUUUCCCCCACACGGUCCAUUAGCAAAUGGUAGAACAGAAGAAGGAACCUGAAAAACAGAGAGAGAAAAGUUUCUCUAAUGAGGAAAAGUUGAUAAACAUGUUUGACUAUUGUGGAAUAAAACAUUGAGAAUAAUUUUUAUUAUUAAAAAAAUUUAUGUUCAAGCAACAGAAGUAAAAAGUGCAUGAAAACAGUGGGGAUGUUACACAGAGUGUCCCCCAGGAAAGGAGCCUUCAGAAAUGUCUGUGAGGCAGCCAUGACAUUGUAGAAGUGUUAGCAGAUUGAAUACCAGCCCACAGGGAGGAAGGCACCUUCGAAACACAGACUUCUGCAUUAUUUUCCUGGGUGAGUCUAUCUAAUUUAGUCAAGUUCAAAUAUAGCCCGAUUCCAGUAUUAAGCUGUGAGUUAGUUGUGGAAACAUUAUGUACAAGUUUUAUGUAGCCCACAUAGGCAAUGAACUUCUGAAGAAAGACCCAAUGUCUGCCAGAACCAUAAUAAAUAAUUAUUGACUGUCAAAAUCUUGAAGGAAAGAAGGCAGGAAACAUUCCCAGAGAAUGAUUAUGAGACUUUGAUAUUGCCCCAAGAUUGUAAUGGUGAAACUUUUACCCUUCUCUUGGAACCUAACAUAGAACCAAGCUCAGGAAGCAAUCCACCUUCCAGAGGAGAGUAUCUUUAGUAUAUAUCACAAGAGAUUUUUUUGAUCCAUGUACAGAACAUUCUGUUGAUAACCAAGAAUAGUAAAGACAGUUUUAUCUUAAUAUAGCCUUUAAACAAAUUUCAUUGGUCCAUCCUGUCUCUAUAGGGAAGACAAGGGAGAAAGAAAUAUGGAAAGUGGAGGGUGGUAAAAAUUCUAUACCAUCACCUUAACAGUACAAGUAUCCAAAGAGCCUGAUCCAAGAAUUUGGAUUGAGGGUAAGAGAUGAUCAAAGAAAGGAGGUAACUUAUUCUCAUGCAUGGACAGAGUUAGGACCAACACAUGAACCCUCCUCAAGCUCCAAAUUUAGACUCAAGCUGGUGAUAAAUAUCUUUUCUUUCCUAUUAUUUGCCUCAUGGUAGCUAGUAUGAGAUUGUGUAGCAAGUUAAAAAAAAAAAAGGGCAGACUGCACCUUGACUGCACGGUGACUUCAUCUUCCUUAUGAGUACCAUUACCUAGAUCAUGAUGCUCCUUAACAACAAGUAACAGGGCCAAGAGCUGAUGAGGGUUUGCUGUAUCUUAUUCCCCUGAGAUGACCAUUCCCUGUCUUUUGUUAUAGUUAUAUUCAUUAUGGGCUAGGAGGGAAGUAAGAUUCAUAGAACUCUAAGGACACAGAGAAUUACUUAAUUGAAACCACAAAGCUCUUCUGUUUAAUAUUAAAUAUUAAAGAGGAAAUGAGAAAGGCAAAGCAACAGUACAGAUCAGGGAAACAUUAUGGAGCAAGUUUUCGAAAGCAAAUUUGAAUAUAAGACCAGAUCAGCUACAACUCAAAGUAUUUGCAGAAUCAGAGUAGCAUCCUCUUGUGAGGAGAUUCUAGUGUGCCCAGAUGCUGCCUGCACAAAGACAGAAGGUAAAGGCAAUUUCUGAGCCUAGGACUCUCAGACUCUCUCCUGAACAGCAGUGUGCACGUUACCUUAAAUUCCUUGCCACUGACCUUAAAGAAGGCAGACUGUAACUCCUCUGAUACUGUGGACUGAUUUCUUCCCAAGCCUGGCUUUUUCAUUGGUCAUUGCGAUCUGGGUAAUUAGUCCACACAGUCUCUUGGCCUUUUAUCUUCUGUAGUUAAUAUGAAAGAAGAAUCUAAGAUACCCUGUUUGAGUAAGACCUAUUGGAGACCAACUGGUGGAAGUUAGAAAAUGAAUAGGCAAUGGGUUUCAGCACUGUGCCACCAAGGAGAGAAGUCUCCUGAGAAAAUGUAUAUGCCCCCCAAACUUCUAAACAAUUAGGAAAGUUGGAGCUUUAGUUGUAGGUUAUCUUUCCAUCAAUGACUCAAGCCCUGACAUAAUUAUUCUUUCUAUCUUCUGCUUAAAUAUGCUUCCAUUUCUAAGGAGAUAAAUUAGACCAAGACCAACACUCCAGCCUUCUUGGGUAGCUGUACAUGUUUUCUGUGUAUUUUCAUUUUUUUAAAUUUUAUCUUCCACACAAUGAAGAAAGUUGCCUGGCCAUCACCAGACAUCUUACUAGCAAAUAUGACAUAGAAAUCACUAAGAAUGUCUAGAAUCAGUACAUUUAAUCCCAGUAUUAUUUCAGGAUCUUAUUCUCUCUCCGUGAUCUGUCUCUCCUCUGAGAGACUUUCCUCUCCUGGAGCCAUUUUCCAAACAUGAUUUCACUCGUAUUUCACAAAGAGUAAUAGCUAUACUAAGAAACUGACCAAAAUUUUUUUUAAUGUUUGACUUUUUUGUGAUUUUUCAUACUUAAUAUUUAGCCCCUGCUUCUCUAUCUGCUUUCCCCCAUAGCCUACCUACAGAACUUUAUGCAUUUUGUCACAUAAGUUGUCCCUUAGUGCAAGAUCAUCCAUUGGAGCCUGUUCAGCCAGUCUAGGACCACUCCCUCUUAAAAUAGCACCUCUUAGUCACCCAGCAAUGAUCAGCUGCCAACAGCCCCUUGCCAAAGUUAUGGCUUCCUGUCCUUUUCCCCAGUUCUCUGCUGGUUUUUGUCUGAGUUUGCAUGGGUAUUGUGCAUGCUUUCACUGUUCCUGUAAGUUCAUAUAAGCAAGGUCCCAGGAGCUAAAUACUUAUUUUUAUAGCCAUUGCAAAGAGGCUGUCUUAGUUGAGAAGAGCUCUUCAAGUUCCUUCCACAGAAAUUCUUCGGCACCCCCCUGCCUCUUACCGUUUUUCCGGCCCCACUUCUGGAUUUGGGGUUUUCCUCUCCAACUUUUUUCCUAUGUUGCAGAAGUGCAUUCCUUAAGCUGAAUUCUUAAACAGGUUGCUCAAAGAGAGUAAUGUAUCCUGACUUUCUUAUUAUUAUUAAAUUCAGAAAGGAGGAGUUGGAAAAAAAAAUCGUAAGCAAGCAAACAAGGCCUUCAUCCCAGAUGCUUCAACUCAAAGUCAAGUGCUAGAAAGUGAGUGGCCUCAAGUGAGAUGUUUUAGCAUGAGGAUCUGCUAAAAGAAAUGAAUGUGCUCUGGAAUAGUAAGCAGCCAGUGAGUGCACACUGGUCUUUGGUGGUUCUCUCCCCCUUCCAUCUCUUGCUCUCCCUCUGUCCCUCCCUCUCCCUCUCCUUUCCACAACCCUCCUUUUCUCUAGUUUGCCAAUACACAGCAUCUGUGUGAUGGACCGUGUUUGGUUUCAGUUUGAAUGUGCUAGUGCUGUGAUCAUAUCCAUAGCUUUCCUUUGCCCUAUAUUCGUAGGAAGCAACGUUUCUAAGUGUCUCAGCCAAUGAGUUGUUGGAUGUUAUUUUUGAAUUGUUCAUAUAUACUAUUGAAAGGAGAAAGAGGAACUAGAAUGGAAAAUAAAUUCAGUGACAAGCAGACCAAAGAAUCGUUCUGAAAUACAUUCUUCACCAAGCUGAGAAAAAUCCAGAAGCCAAAAAAAGGGGGUCAGGGUAGAGGCAAGGAGAGGGUUAUGGUCAUAAGAUGCUCUGGCUAUUUUCCCUUGUCAUCCCCCAUGAGCCCUGGUAGGAGCAGCUUGCUGUCAGUGAUUGCUGGGAAAUGGUGAUGGAUUGACUUUAGAAAGAGUCACAGGCUGUCUUCCAGGAAGGCAUUGAUAGCAAUGCACCUUGACUCUUCAAAAACCUAUUCUACAAACGUUAGGGAAGCUCCUCUCCAAGGAUUUCCAUUUUCCAGUCAAGAAUAUUUUGAGUAGAAGAGCCCCGUGCUCCUUGUGAUUACAUUUACUUAAUUGAGAAGCCAAAGGGCACAGAAGAGAACAGAACCCAUCAGGGGAAUAGAGUUAGCUGAACCUUUUUUUAUUUCCUUCAAAAACUUUUAGCAUGAUUUUGGAUCACAAAGUUAGGUCACCUUUGAGAGAGAAAAUCUUUCAAAUAAAAUUGUAUCUUUCCAUCCCCAGUGAAAACACCAGGUUUUCUAAUCUGAUUACUGUUGACUCCAGGAAAGGAAAUUGGUAGAUUGGAUUACAAACCGUCAUUUUACAGAUUGAUUUAAUCCUGAUUCUUACACAUAUUAACAUGGAAUUUACUGACUCAGACGUGCUCUUUUAAGCUAUAAAGCCUCAUUAAAGGGUAAUAGAUCAUAUGUUCUGAGCCAACCUGGAAGGCUAAAACAUUAAGUAAUCCUCCCCCAAAUUCAGUCUAUUAAUUCUACAAUUGCCAUAAGGCAUUUAGGACAUAGGCAGCAGAGGAGGAAAAGAACAGAGAUCAAUUGACUAAUGAGACAUGCAGUUAUUUUAAUUAUCGAAAAAUAAUAAACCCAAGGACAGUUCUCACAUCAGAAAAGAAUCUUGGAAAGUAAGUUUUGCAGUUGUCACUUAAAGGCUUAAUGAAAAGAAUGUCCAGGGGAGGGAUCUUGGUGUGUGAUGUUUUUGCCUUAGUUUUUAAUUGAAACUCAUAUAUGGAAAUUUUUUUCUGUAAUUCUAGGGCAUGUUUUGGAGAGAUGAUUUGUCCUUGCAAGGUUGUUUGUUGAGUGGAAACCCCCAUGCCAGGCAAGUCUAGGUGCUGGGAUAAGAGCAUGAAGUCCAUACCUCUUGAAGUUUGUGUACCAGUGAGAGGAAAUUAAAAAAAAAUGAAUGUAUCAUUAUACUAGGUUUAAGACGUCUAUCAGACAUGCAGGUACAAGUGUAGAUUAAGCAACCAAAUAUAUAAGCCUGAAGUUGAGGGAAUAGGUAGAGCCUGAAGGCAUGUUGAACUCAGCACCAUUUGGAUGAUGUUGAAGCCAUGAGGCUAGAUCUAAGUGGUGAGGACAGGCAGAAGACAGUUCACCAGACUGAGUCCUGCAGACAGUCAGAGUCCCAGCAGAGGACAUACCACUCUGGGAGGAGCCCUCAGGGACAAAACAACUGCUACCACAAAGAGAAUACAAUCCUAUGGAGCUCAUCCCACUGGUGCCCUUGUGGGGACAAAAGCAUCCUGAGGAUGGGCUAAAAAGGAUGGGGGGAGGAGAAUAAGUGACAAUGUGGGUACACAGCUCUUUUAGGAAUUCUAAGGAGGACAUAGAACUACCCAGAGGUAAAAGAAGUUGUGGGACCCAGAGAGGAAUUUUGUUUUAAAUAGACGGUUUUGAGAAGACCAAAAUGAUCCAUUAAAGAAGGGAUAUUGAUGAUGCUUAGGGAGCGAAGACAGUGCCUGGAGAAAUGUAUCUGAUGAGUGAGGGGCAGAGGAAAGGAAUCCAAGGCAUAAAUGGAGGGUUGGAUGAAGGAGCCUCCCAGAUGCUUUACAAUAAUAGAUCAUGGUACAGAUGGGCACAGAUGCAAGUGGGUUGAUACAUGUGGGAACAUGACUUUUCUGAUUGAUGAUUCUUCAGUAAAGUACAAAGGGAAUUCAUUAGCUAAGAGUGGUUUGGAUAGCAAAUACUGUAGGUUCUGAGAGAAGCAACCUAAGUCAGUUCCAUAGUCAUUUAGCAGAAAGGGGAGGGAUGAUAAAACGCAGAGAGCAUGCUUGGUGGGCUUCAGGCUAGCUUGAAGUUCUGAGAUCAUGAAUUUAAAGAAAUUAAGGAAUUUUCUACAGUCCUAUUCAGCUCUUCACCUGGAGUGUUGAGUUAAAUAGGAUUUGAAAACAGCACACAAUGUAGAGUUAAGGACAACUGUUAUGGUUUGUCAUGAAAAUCUAAGCUGGGUGAAAAAGUGAGGAUUUUUAGAGAAUUGUCUCAAGUUGCAGGCAGGUGGGCUACACUGCAGAGUUCCAGACCAGCCUAGGCUACAGAGUGAGACCUUGAUUCAGAAACAGUAGAGGAAUAAUGGGAAGAAACGCAGGUAGAGAUCACUGACUUACUGAACCAGGGUCCUAGAAGGAAUACUCUAGAAAUUAAGAGCUAGGUCAGAGAUCUGUAUGCUGGGGACCAGGAUUAUGGAAUGGUUGCUGUUGAGAAUGAAAUGUUUUAGAGUUUGGAAUGGGGCUGGGGAGUUGAUAGAGGGAGGACAUUCGUAAAGAGCAGAAGUCAAGGAACUGAGAGACCAGGAUGAAAUGAUUGUUUAUGUAGAUUCUGACUACUGUCAUAGGAAUCCAUAUUUAUAACACAGAUUAAGGGAAGUAAUUCAAGACAGUUUCAAUCAUUGUAUCAGGCAAGGGGAACAGCUACUGUUGCCUGAUGUGCUCAAGUUGAAUUUGAUCACUGUGUGUAUUUCUUUUUGAGGAAGAAGGAGGGAAUAUGGUCUGGGAAUGACAUGAUGAGCAAGGAAGCCACUUAUGUCACUUCCAGGCUGGUGGCAUGACAGCUGUGUGAGAGGAAAGCAUACCCCUCAUCAGGGAUUCAGGGACUUCAAGGAGAGGACAGAAACCAUCAGGGUGUGUGGCAGCAGAGGACCAUGGAGUCACAGGAAGGAAUGGGAGUUAGGCUUUACGGAGAGGUGUACUCGGGCAUCUGCAGAUAAAAGAGUGAAAAGAAAUAUGCAAGAGUCUUUGGCUCUUCAUGCUGACUAUCCUAACCCAGGCUUAUGGGUCUUUGGGAUUGGUGCUGGUAGUUUUUGUCAGAUAGUACAAGUCUUGACAGCAGCACAUGGAACUCUGGUGGGAUUUUUUCAACCCCCCUCCCCCCAUUUUCUUUAACUUUUACUAUAUUUUUACUACCAUAUCGUAUAUGUUAUUUUUGCUUGGUUGUCUGGAGAUGGCAUUCAAUCCUCCUGCCUCAGUCUCCUGAGGGCUGAGAUCACCGGCAUGUACCCCCAAGCCUGGCUUGGCUACUACAUAUUUUCAUGGAUGUCAUUAGAUGUGACCCUGGACAGAAAGUGCAUUUUGACUGUUUAUCCUGGAAAGACCACAUUUCCACUGUAAAUCUCCUUUCUAUUUUAAAAACUUCUAAUGCUCCUCGGGGGAACCAUAAUUCUUUGUUCUUACUUACCACAUUACUUUUUAUCUUUUAAAAGAAAUCUAGAAGAAUAGAAAACAACUUUGCCUCUGCCCAAUUGUAGCAAAUGAACAUUUCCUCUGAUCAUUUUUAUGUAGUAUUCUCUUUUGUGACCGAGAACAAUAGGCCACGAGCAUUAGGAAAUGAUUGGAAGUCUUUAAAACUUUGAAGGAGAGUUUUGGACAAUUAGGACAGUUAGGAAAGGUGUUUGAGUGGGGCUGCAUUUAAAGGAAAAAAAAGCAUUUUGAAGUUAAUGCUGGAAAAAAGUAUGAGAUUAGAUCAAAGGAAGCCGGGAAACAAAAAACACUGUAGCAUUUGGAGAUUUAGCCAGAGUAAGCUUGAUCCUGUCUCCUCUGAAACAUUCCACAUACUUCUGACACCAGUGGUAGGCUGAUUCUGUUUUAUUUCCUGGGAGCUUAAGAAAUCAUAAUUUGCAAACAGACAGAAGCUCUUGAGCCAUUUCUAGUGAGCUAGUUUUCCAAACCCAGCAGAAUCUUGAACAGGGCAUGAGAUCAUAUUACAGUGGCUGAUUCAGAUUCAUCGUCCACCAGUGAACACACUCCCUUCAGUUCCAGCAUGUCCUGCCUGGUGAUCCCCACAAGGAUUAGUUGGUGUUCACCCAGGCUCAUCUAAUGCCUGUCUUUAGUUCUUGUGAUGGAAGGGAAUUAAAGCCAACUGAAGGGCUUAUUGCAUGCUUUACGCACCAAGGAUGGAUGGAACUCCUUUAGGAAAGGAGUGGGAAACAGAAGCUAGAGGUACGUGGUUUGGUCCUGAUGGCUUUACUUCCCAGCUGGUAGGAUUUCAGCCUUUCAAAGGUGAACGCUAAACAACAUGGCUUCCAUCUGCCUCAGAUUUCCCCGUCUUCAGGUUGGCUCCUAGGCCAACUUAACUGGGGAUGGCUCUGUAUGUGAGUCAGUUUGUGGGAGGUGUGGAAGCAGAGGUGAGCAAAGGAGAGGGAAUCUAAGUGGGAGCUGUUAUCCAAUGACCACCCAGUAUUCAUAUUUUUCUAGUAGCCAUGACUCUUGUGGACAUAUGUCCAGGGAGCUAGCUAGCAUGUUAGAGUGGGGAGUAGAGAAGAGACAGGAAAGGACAGUGAGCUCUUACCUGUAGGGAAAGUCUCUUUGCUCCCACCUGACACAUAGGCCUGUGCUCUAGCAGUAUCAUAAUUACACUUAGCCACAAGGCCAAUGCAUGUGGGUGUGAGUGCAAGCAUGGGGGGUAAUGAUGCCCAAUACACACCCACAGUGGAUUGUGGCACAGCUGUGGAGCCACAUCCUUCCUAAAGUCAUAAGGGAGAGGGAUAGCGGUCAUAGCUUUCCUGGUGUGGUAGCCCCUGCCCAGGGAAAGCACUCAAGCUUGCCUGGACUCUGUGAGGCCAGAUCCCACCUUCCUUCUUCCUCUCGACUCUCAGAUCCCCAGCCCAUUCACCUCCAAGUUCUUUUACAUUUGUUUUGGUUUGGUUUGGUUUUCUGUAAAUAUCUAUUUCUUAUUUUGGACAUGCAGGGAUCAUUUGAGAUUCUGGAGUGGGGGGAGGGGCGGAUGACUGGGUCUUUUUAUUUUUAUUUUUUUCUUUCUCUCUUGGAUUUUGGUGUUUGAACUUGAAAAAAAUACAAGUAUAUAUAUAAGCAAAUGACUUACCUUUAACAAAUGAAAUAAGUUGAUUUCAUUCUUUUAAUUUAUCUUGUUUCUCAUUGGGGUAGGGUGGGGGUGGGGGGUCUUUGGGUGGAGGGCUUUUUUGUGAGCUGUAUAGAUUUCCAGUUUGGACUUGUUCAAAUGAUGCAGGAACAAAAAUUAAAAUGAAUUAAAAAAAAGACAACAUAAAAACAAGAAAAAACUUUGUGAUGUACAAAAGCUGUAAAUAGUCAAAGAUUCUUUCUCUUUUCUAAUGGCAAAUUAUUUCUGUCACUUUAUAUUCAAAAAAUAAAGAAACC
Messenger RNA from Nannospalax galili (Upper Galilee mountains blind mole rat), 25008 nucleotides. RefSeq names its product glutamate ionotropic receptor NMDA type subunit 2B (gene Grin2b). Gene Ontology annotation, cellular component: postsynaptic density membrane; plasma membrane; postsynaptic membrane. Bases 98 to 4636 code for a protein of 1512 amino acids. Gene Ontology annotation, biological process: long-term synaptic potentiation; monoatomic ion transport; excitatory postsynaptic potential. Gene Ontology annotation, molecular function: transmitter-gated monoatomic ion channel activity involved in regulation of postsynaptic membrane potential; NMDA glutamate receptor activity. The transcript is spliced from 13 exons. NCBI's taxonomy places the organism in Eukaryota, Metazoa, Chordata, Mammalia, Rodentia, Spalacidae. The record is from RefSeq and is a predicted model, not a curated record.